AUUAAAAUGYUCAAGUCUAGUUUGGACUACUGACUCUCCUGAGACCCAAAACAUGAUAUCGACUCAUAUGUAUUGGAAACGCCUUAUGCGAGUUGUUUAAAGACAGUAUAAAAUGUCRCAGAAGAAAUUUAGGCUUACCAAUCAUAUAGCCAGAUCAUCUUCAAGAGGACUCUUCAAAGUGAGAGACAAUGGCCUUCCAGCACAGGAGCUAUGGCAACUCUCUCAGUAUCUACAGGAUGCUAUCUAUAGAGAACAGAUGUUGGAAAAUAGAUUAACAGCUCUUCAAAGACUUAUUCAUAGCUCUCAAAAUAUUCUUGAUGACAAUUGUCAGAAAUUUGCACAAGAGGAUAAACUUCUUUCAAGAUUAGAGACGUUAGAAAACCAAAUAGAAGCUCUUACUAGAAAUUUGAGUGAAGAUGAUAUCAAAAGAAAGCUACUAACACUCCAAGAAGACAGGCAUAACUAUGAGAUGAGAUCAAAGGAAUCUUUGAAGAGAAUGUUACAAGAAAAAUUGGAAGCUGUACAGAAGCUGUCAGAGGUAGAGAGAUCUUGCAGUACAGCAGAAGAUGAGUGUCUUCAUUACAAAAGUCUAUAUGAAAAGUCCCWACAGGAGAUGAAAGAAUUAACUGAAAGACAUGCACAAAGACUGGAAGAAAUGAGAUCAUUGCAAGAACAAGUAGAAGAAGCAGAAAGAAGACAUGCUGCUGUAGAUGAACAGGCUAAUGAAGAAAGAAGGGAAUUUCAAAGCAACUUGGAAGAAGCUAGGAAAAAAGAAGCAGCCUUUGCUGCUAGGACUGAAUCUUUACAAGCUGAAUGUGAUUUUGCUAAAGAACAGCUAAUUGCUAUGAAAGUGCAACUGGAUAAGCGUAGAGAAGGAGUUCUGAAGUCAAGUGAAUAUCAAUCAGACAAUCCUAAGAAAGCCCAAGAUUCUGAAGACCUGAAUGAUAAACCMAUAGAAUGUGUUGAGAACCUAGGUUCACAACUUGGACAAGAGCCUSAGUUAUUUGAAGAAACAGUAGUCUUUGCCAACGAAGUCCCUGAACAAAGCAGUAGUGAUGAUCUAAAAAUACUGCAGGCAAAGCUGAAUAAACUCGAGAAUGAACUUGCAYUAAAGAAGCAACAUUUAGAAAGCUUUAAAGGACAACUCACAGAGACACAAGCUCUCUUUAAAGACAGCAAAGAGCAAGUCAAAAAAUUCUUCAAAUAAAAACAGAGAUAUGUCAAGACUACAGAUUCUUAUAGAUAAAAUUCUAAAAGUUAAUGGUCUAGUCAAAGAAAGAAGGAAAAGACUGCUUGAGUGGACAGAAUCAGACGAAACUAAAUUAUCUGGUGUAAAUGAUGUUUUGUUGGCAAAUUCUGAUUUACCAGAAGAUGAACGAGAGUCCAACCCUUUAAAGUUAGGUCUUGUUAGCAUGCAAAACAUACAAGAUAAUUUUUCUGAGAUUGAAAAGUUAGUCGAAGCUGAACAUGAACAAGGAAAACAAUUAAGAGAAGAGCUCAAAAAUGCUCAGGCUUACACUAAAGACUUCAAGCAGCAGAUUUUAGACUUACGAGAUAAAUUAUUAGAGGAACAAGAACUAACUAGGAAAAAGGAUGAAUAUUUAGCUUCUCUUAGACGUGAAAUCAAUGAACUUUCAAGAGAGAGAGACUUAAUGCAAGUAGAAAAGAACUGUGAGCAACAAGCAGUUGAAGCUGCUAAGAAUGCCGCCAGAGAGAUGCAAAAACAAGCUGCUAAAAGUGCAGAGUCAGCAGGAAAAAAUAAAGUUGAGCUUAGCGCAAUGUCAGAAGACAAUCUUUCAUUAAAACAAAAAAUUCAAACCUUGGAAAGUGAGCUAAAAAAAUAUCGCCGAGAGAAUAACAGGUUAUCUGCYGAUUAUGCAAAGCUACAAGGAUCACACAGGGAUCUUGAACUGCAAAGUAGAGCCCAGCAUGAAAAACAGAUAAAGCAACAGCACGCACUGCACAAUAAGAUGGAGCUUGAAGCACAGGAAAAACAGGAGUCCAUGAAACAGGAAUCAACUGUGGGAGAAAAACUGCAAUCCACAGAAGAAACAAAACUACAAGAGGCAGAAUGGCGUAAGAAUAUAAAGGARGAACAAGACAAAGUCAGUAAGAUGCAAUCAUACCUUCUCUCUCUUAUUGCUGUCAUAUUUGCCAUGAUCCUGGUCUACGCUCUAGACUUCAUCUCUGUGUCAAGAGGACGUCGUUUGGGAGGCAGUUAACAAUCAAGGCAUCACUAUACAAAAAAACCUUMUUUGCACAACUGGAAAGAUGUCAAAAGAUUUCUGUGUACAGCCCCUGCUUGGUUCCUGAUGUAGAACCUGUGUGAACCAUGCCCUUGUCAUCAAAAAUUGGACUACUUGGGGCAAGAGAGGCAGUGAUUCUAUACCUAUGAUUGUUUGAAUGUGUGAUAGUUAUUUCAGUUCAAAAAAAAUGCCCUAACUCAGACAUUUUUGAGAAUGAUUUACCAUACCUGUUAGUUCUCUGUCUUGUGCAAAACAUGCCYAUGUGUUGUGCUUUACAGGUUGUUGAAAGUUCUACCGAUUAAUGAUGUUGGGUCAAGAGAACUCAAGUUAAUCUUAUGCACCAUUUCAUACACCAUGGACUUUGGCUUUCUACCUAUGACCUAAUUAUCAUACAGAAUGCUGUUUUAUAUUAUCAAAUCAAAUGUAUAAUAUAGCUAGUAAUGAACCUUUCUUAAAAUUACCUUGGAUGUUAGGCUAACGGCAAAAUACCAAAGAAAUCAAACCUUUUUUUAAGGGAAUUUGGAAUUUUUUCAAUGGAAUUUCUUAAUGUGUUAGCCUCGCAUUGAAGAUAAUAAAUUAAUUUUUAGGGGGUCUAUUAGUCUAUUGGUCAAUUAGUCCCCUAUUAGUGUCGUCAUGAGGCGCUCACUCCCUUACACAAUAGGGGCGGUGUAUUAGACUAUUGUGUCUUAAAUACAAUGCCAGAGAUUAAUCUAUUCUACUGUUUUCUGCCCAUAUUUCAACUGGCUACUAUGUUGUCUAGUGUAUAUAUGAACAAAAUAACUAAUUACAGCAUUAUCAAACACGUUUUUGGCUCAACAUAUGCCAUAACAAAUUGAUUAUAUCGGUUAUUUUCUAUUUGAUAUUUGGAGUUUUUGUAUAUGAUUAUUUUCUAUGUGUUCAUUCUCUUUUGUUGAUUUCAAAUUAUGGAGUUUGCUAGGAAAGGUGACAAAUGAUUUAAUAAAGUAUCACUGCAAAAGA
Actinia tenebrosa (Australian red waratah sea anemone) is the source of this 3224-nucleotide messenger RNA. RefSeq lists its product as uncharacterized. Lineage: Eukaryota; Metazoa; Cnidaria; Anthozoa; Actiniaria; Actiniidae. Gene Ontology annotation, molecular function: protein binding. The record is from RefSeq and is a predicted model, not a curated record.